AUGCCAUUGACAAUAUCCGUCCAGUACAUUCUCGUUGCCUUCGUGGCCGCUGCUUGCAUUCCACUGUCGACGUUGCUUCUGGUCGUCAAUCUCCUGUGUAUAUCGAUCUCCCCGUGGAGAUCUGUCCACCAGCGUCUGAAGAGAGUGCCAGGGUUCAAAUCGAGGACGAUUUUCAUCACUGGUGUGAACUCCCCCCACGGACUGAGACUGGCUAGGGCGUUUCAUAGGACUGGUCAUACAGUUGUGGGUGCUGAUUACGAACCUGACGGAUUUCCUAUCCAUGUGCGCUUCUCCAAUGCAUUAAGCCACUUCUACCGCUUGCCGCCUAAAUCCGACGAGAGCCGCCAAGUGGCGUACAUCGCAUCCUUACUUCGGAUCAUAGCGCAGGAGCAUGCUGAACUUUGGAUCAACUGCACCAGCAGUGCAGAUCCAAGCACUGAAGCACAAGCCAGGAGUGUGAUUGAGCAAAGCAACCGGUGCCAAUGCUUCUCCCUUCGAGUGAACGAUAUCCCCUAUUUUGCAACAAGAGAAGCAUUUCUCUUAUACACAGCCAGUCAAGGACUACCCGCCCCCGAAAUGCAUCACGUCAAAUCACGCGAUGAGGUACACAAUGUGCUUAACAAGACGCGUGGAAGUCGGAGGUAUCUGCUUCAUAGUCUGAGCCAAAAUGGAGUCCACGCCCACUCGACCCGGACGGCGCUCCCACGGAGGACGCUUAGUCAAACGUACAAUACUGUUUCCCAGAUGACCAUUACGAGCACCAUGCCGUGGAAGCUGGAACAAGACGUGGACGGACUCGACAGGUACCACACGUUUGCUAUCAUUGUCAGAGGUUCUCUUAGAGCAUUUGCCGCCAGCCGAUCACCACAUCCUGGCUGUCAGCAACUCUUGGAGCCCAAAUCUGCGCUCAGUCUGUCGAUGCUACGGUUUGUUCACACAUUCGCCCGCAAUCAAGGCCAUGACUUCACAACGCACCUGGGAAUUGACUUCUGUGUUGAAGAGCAAGUAACAGAAUCUGGAGUAGCACAAAUCAUCCUCCCGGUGCAGGUUUCUGUCCAGGCUCAGGCUGCAGCCCAGUUAUUCCACGGCCUGGGUGGGUCGGUGCAAUUGACUCGAGCCUAUCUAGAAUGUUUGCUCGCCAAUGAAGGCGAUGCUGAUAAGCAAGCGACAAAACAAGCUCCUGCAGUUGCACAGAACGCUCUACAGGCAGACGUGGCCAUGCCAGAUUCAAAGAUAUCCGGGACGUACUGCUUUGGCCAAGAUCUACUCCAUUUGUGCUUUAAGCCGAUGCUCGACCUGAUCAUUUUGAGAAUCGGCCUCAUUGACUGCAUUCGACAGUUGGCUUCGUUUUUCAACCACCUGGCUUCCUGGGAAGAUGAUAUAUUCAGCUUGAAGGACCCAAUGCCCUUUUGGUGGUCAUACCAAGUUUAUAUUCCGUUGCGACUUGUCAGGACUGUGGCAGGUUGGACGCAUGACUGUGCCUGA
Molecule: messenger RNA, 1485 nt
Organism: Cladophialophora bantiana CBS 173.52
Lineage: Eukaryota; Fungi; Ascomycota; Eurotiomycetes; Chaetothyriales; Herpotrichiellaceae
Exons: 1
Coding region: 1-1485 (494 amino acids)
Source: RefSeq, a predicted model, not a curated record